Molecule: messenger RNA, 1804 nt
Organism: Cladocopium goreaui
Lineage: Eukaryota; Dinophyceae; Suessiales; Symbiodiniaceae
Source: the annotation of a GenBank genome assembly
GUCCCGUUGACUUUCCAUCAACAUCCGCCAUGGAUCCGUACAAGAUUCUGGGCGUCCCAGCGAGCCAGGUGAAACAUCCGAGCGAUCUGGAUAAGGUGCGACAACGCGCCAAGAAGCUGUACAAAAGAUAUGCGUCCGAAAAGAACAAAUUUCAGGCCAAGAAAGUCAUGGAGGCCUUUGAAAUGGUACAAAGAAAUAUGAAGAAGAUUGGUGAAGGAGCUUACAAACUUCUUGGGAGAGGUCGCAAAGAAAGAGAGUUGGACCGACACUUCAACCACCAGACCAAGGAGAUCAAGAAAGAUCGACGGGUCAAGAGGAAACUGAAGCAGGAACGCAAGGGGGAGAAGCGCUUCCACUUGCCGGGAGACAAGGAGAGGAUCCCCACUGGCUGGAGAGAGAGACAGCGAAGGAAAAAACGCCGGCGGCAACAAAUGAACAAGCCUAAAAAGCCCAACGUGGAUGUUUUGCAAGGUCUUGAACGUUUGGCCGCAGUGCUGCCGCAAAAGACCAAAUUCCCGAAGGUGGUGAAGUUGCUCUACCGAUGGAUCAAGGAAUACAUGAACGUGGACAAUCGCGAGUAUGUCUUUAGAGUGCUCAAUGACGUCACCAAAUUGCCUUUCCUGGCAGAGGACAAAGAAGGUCGGCAAGAUGUCAUUUGCGUUUUUGAGUAUGUCCUCACAUACAACUCCCAGUGGUUUGAACAGGACGAUAAGCAUCGAAUGAUUGGCCGUGCAUGGCAGUUGGCUUCUGUCUUGUGGUGUCAGUGUUUCACCGACGAUGCGUUUACAUUGUCGAGCACCAUCACGAAGCUGAAUGCAGUGUUUGCACUCAUCGAGGAGCACAAAUCGGCAGUGGACAGCUACUUAGAAGAGAAGCAGCGCAAAGCUGCCAGAAAUGAGGCGAAGCUUGAGGCCAAAACGGAGGCGAAACUGGAAGCCAAGGAGGAGGAAGCCUUGGAAGCGAAGUUGGAGGAGUUGAAGGCCAAUGGAAAGAAAGCCAAGCUGGCAGAACCAGUGGAACCCAGUUCGGCCAAUGGGCACGUCGAGCCAAAGCAAGAGGCCAGCGACGGUGAGGAUUUCUUUGGAGGAGGUUGCGAAGAUGACGAUGAAAGUUCUGAGGAGGAAGAGUGCAGUGAAGAUGAUGAAGUUUCGGAGGAGAACAAGAAAGAGAAAAGCAAGGCAAAUUGCAUUGACUUGGACAGCGACGCUGAAGGUGGCGAGAUCAGCUCUGUCGAGGAGGAAGAGUCAGUGGAAAUCGAAAGUAGCAGCGAUUCUGAGGACUUGGAGAUGGAAAGCUUCGUCUUCCCCGUGCCACAUUUGGAGGAGAGCCUCAUCAGCCUGCGUAAGGACUUUGUUCAUCGCUGCCUUUUUGCCCUUUUUCAGAACAGAGGCCCACUUUGGGCGCGAACCAAGGUGGACACCUUCUUUCAGGAAGUCUUCUACCGACGCGGAUGCUUGGACAAGGAGCAGCAAACCCAGGUGGAGGCAUGGCAAGCCAGAAUCAAGGUGCUGCAGAAGGAAAGUGAGCACAAGGUGGGUGAGGCCAACAACAUCCUUGAAGCUCACCGUCCGGUGGUGGACAGUCGCGAGUUGAGGCAAGUGGUGGAUGCGGACUCCAACGCUUGGUCGGCCAAGCAGACCUUCGACUCGCGCGAGAAGAGUGGAGCACGUCACGUUAUCAGAUGAGUGACCGAACAAGGCCAUCAAGUUGCCAGUCAUCUUGAUUUUCGAACAAAGGGGGGAGUUGUCCUCAGUGAAAGACAAAUCCGCGGAAGAAGGGUGGUUUUUCUUCACGCAAUUUUCUG